AGAUGGCGGACUGCGUUUCGCUGUUAGAUGAGGAGCUCUCUUCCUUCGUCUUUAAUUACCUGACAGAAAACUCCGGAAGCCCGUAUGGGGAGGAGGAGGAGGUCUGCUCGGACCCCCUGGACACCGAUUUCCCAGACUUCGACCUCUCGCAGCUGGACGCCAGCGACUUCGAUUCAGUGAACUGCCUCGGCGAACUGCACUGGUGCAACGACCAAGCCAACAGCUCCCCCGCCUCCAUUCAGUACAGCGUCGGGGACGCCGAGCUCUUCGAGACAGAGGAGGAGAAUGCGGCGCUGCUGGCCGCUCUCACGGACAGCCUGGAUGGCAUUGUGGAGGACGGGGUGGGGGGGCUGUCUGUGUUCCCCUCGCUGGGCGAAGACCCUGAGGAGGAAGAGGAGGAGGAAGACGACCUCCUCUUGGACAGUGAGCCCGCCCCAGGCUCGCUGAGCCCAGAGACUGAAGACCCGUCUCUACUAAAGAAGCUCUUACUGACCCCCCCAAAUGGGCUCACGAGUCUGGACAUUAACAAAGUGAGCAGUGUGCUUAGUAAGACUCCGCAAAUCAAACCCGUCUGGUCUCAUCCAAAGCGAGACAGAACAUCUGCAUCAGAAAGGAAGCCACGUGCAUUCAGGCCUGCAGGCCACCUCUGCACCGAGCUGCACCGUCACCUCACCCAGGAGCCCAACACUGAGGGCACACCCUCAGCCGACACCGAGGAAGAAGAAGAGGAGGACGAAGAGGAUGAGGACAGUGACUCGGAGGAUGAGGGGGAAGAGGAAGAGGAAUCUUCAUCCUGCAGCGAGGUGGAGAGCAAUGUGUGCGCUGAACCACCCGAGCCUCAGUUCCCCUCCGAAAAGGAGCGUAACUCUGUAGUGGAGCUGAUCCGCUACAUGCACACGUACUGUGUCCCCAUGCGCAAACAGGCCAGCUGGGACCGCAAGGAGCGUGAAAACCAGGCACGCAGGGCAAAAGCCGAAAAUCCCGCAGUGCCCCGCAACGUCACGCCCACCAUUUCCAAACUCGCCACCACGAGUGCCAGCACUGCCACCGCCAGUGUAGUAACCAAGCCCAGGAAUCCCUUCGCACGGCGGCGGGAAACCAAGUCUCAUUCACUGCUCAAGGAGCUACUGGAGGCCGUCGCCUUAUUCGACGUGAGCAAGCCUUACAGACUGCACAGUCCCCCUUACAGCCAUAGCAGGGGUGCAGCAGGCGGUCCCAAAACUGAGCACAAAGUCAUGAGCGUCACAGAGAGCUCACAGGCGGAUUCCAAACGGCCAAAAUCCUCGGACCCGGAUGAGGGCUCGUUUUCCGUUCGGCGCUCCCGCCGUUUGGCAUCGUUUCCAAGUCGCUUCGCAAAGCGAUCACGCAUGAGUGGGCGCUCCACCGAGGACAAGAGCUCAGUCCGACAGCUAAGUGUGGAUUCUCCUGUCGAGGAGAGCAAUCAAAACGCCCGGAAGAGUCCCGAAACCUCGACCCCCUGCUGUAAUGAUGAAAAGCGUGCCCGCCUUUGUCUGCCACUGACUUCUAAAUCCACAGGAGAUACCCAGUAUCCCAGCAGGCCGUUUGAACAGACUCUCUGUGUGGAACUAUGUGGAACUGCAGGAUUGACUCCGCCCACGACACCCCCCCACAAGCCUGUCGAGGAGGAGCUCUUCAAACCAGAGGGUAAAACCGAACUGCCCGGUAAAGGCUUUUGCCCAGUACGGACACACCUCCGGAAACUUCCCGAGCAGACCGAGCUGUACGCCCAGCUGCAGCGAAUGGGCCCAACGAGUGAAGUCGAGACUAAGCGCGGCUAUGGUGACCACGACUACUGCCUGCUGAACCUAGGUGAGAGUCACAAGAGGAUCGCUGCCAUCCUUCCCGCAUCCGUCUGCCACACCAAGAUGGAAGAGACAGAGGUGGAGAUUGGGGAGAAGAACAGACAGAAAGAGAUGCCGGCUGAAAGGGAGGAGGCUCAGCAGGUUGAACUAUCUCCAGAUUUAUCCCCACGCCCACCUGAGGAGCCCGGGCAACCCUCGCCGGCCUGCUCACCCAUGCCUGAAGCUGAUGAGUCCCGGGACUCGUGUCAUCCACCCUCACCCUGCCAACAACUUAACUCCAGUUGUGAGAGUCACCUCGACCAGCAGAGCAAUAACAUUACACAUGGAAAAGAUGAGGAUGGGGACAAGUGCCAAGUGUUGUACAUUCACAACCUGCCGAGCAGCGUCACACAGGCCGUCCUGCGCAAGCGCUUCGAAGCCUUCGGUGAGCCAGACGACUGCAGAGUGCUCAUCAAAAACGAGGAGCGCUGUGGCAUCAUCACUUUCAGACAGACUCAGAACGAGGUCAAUCAGAAGCACAGGCGGGACUUAAUGGGUCAGCAUGGAGGAAAUGGUCGCAGGUUCAGCAGGAAGCGAUACAUAGAUCUGGACGAGGCAGGACCAGGUCCAGUGAAGAGCAAGUACGACGCCCUGGACUUUGAUACUCUACUAAAGGAGGCUCAGAGGAGUCUGCAGCGCUGAUACGCCUUAAAGCGAGCUCGGUGAUCCUCGCUCCAGAGCUGCCUCAACCUCAGCCCAGACUCCACCUCAUGUUUACAUUUUUGAACUUUGAAUCGGGAAAAGGGGGGGCGGGUUGAGGGACGACGGAACUCUUGAUAAGGACGGAGUGCCGUCGAGGCACGAGGACAAGUAAAAAACUCAAGAAAUGAAACAAGAAGAAAAAUGUGUGGGCGUCUAUAAAAAACACGAGCGGCCUCUGCUGACUCGGAGCGGCGCUGGCUUCUGUAGCAAACCCU
Molecule: messenger RNA, 2779 nt
Organism: Trichomycterus rosablanca
Lineage: Eukaryota; Metazoa; Chordata; Actinopteri; Siluriformes; Trichomycteridae
Gene: ppargc1b
Product: peroxisome proliferator-activated receptor gamma, coactivator 1 beta
Exons: 12
Coding region: 3-2504 (833 amino acids)
Biological process (GO): positive regulation of transcription by RNA polymerase II
Cellular component (GO): nucleus
Molecular function (GO): RNA binding; transcription factor binding
Source: RefSeq, a predicted model, not a curated record